Lachancea mirantina is the source of this 453-nucleotide messenger RNA. The record is from the annotation of a GenBank genome assembly. NCBI's taxonomy places the organism in Eukaryota, Fungi, Ascomycota, Saccharomycetes, Saccharomycetales, Saccharomycetaceae.
AUGACCGAUAGACUCACGCAACUUCAGAUAUGUCUUGAUCAAAUGGUGGAACAGCUCUGUGCAACCUUGAACUACAUUGAUAAGAACCAUGAUUUCGAACCAUCUUCUAUCAAUGAAGAACGAAUGACGGACCCUCAAGCGACAAUAGCGCCUUCUGAAGAGUUCUCCAACGUCAUCGAUGAGCUUUCCACCGAUCUGAUAUUGAAAACUAGGCAAAUAACUAAAUUGAUAGAUUCUUUACCUGGUGUCGACGUCUCGGCGGAAGAACAAAUGCAUAGAAUAGACAGUCUACAAAGUCAACUUCUAAAAGUCGAAAACGAGAAGAUUGAAGCCGUACAGGAGAAGGAGAAACUUAUGGGGGCAGUCAACUCGAUGAUUUCGGAGUUUACGGUGGGCAUUGCUAAUUCUCGCAAGCCGGCUGGCGAUUUGCCCUCUUCGGCAAAGGAAGGGUAA